Messenger RNA from Notothenia coriiceps (black rockcod), 632 nucleotides. Its product is annotated as ETS translocation variant 5-like. Lineage: Eukaryota; Metazoa; Chordata; Actinopteri; Perciformes; Nototheniidae. The transcript has 4 exons. Gene Ontology annotation, cellular component: nucleus. Gene Ontology annotation, biological process: regulation of DNA-templated transcription. Gene Ontology annotation, molecular function: DNA-binding transcription factor activity. The annotation marks the transcript as partial. The record is from RefSeq and is a predicted model, not a curated record.
UGGUGUGUGUGUGCGACGUGUGCUUACAGCUACUUCCUGUUUCCUCAGUGCCUGUGACAAUAAGCCAGCGGGGCUCAAAUCCCUUCCUCCAGCCCCCUCUCAUCCUUCAGGACCUCCACCUGUUCAGAGGCAGCUCCACCCUCCGGGCCCCCAGAUCUCCAGCAGAGGCCCUCAGGCCAAUCAGAGCCAGCAGUUUGCUCUGCCCCGCCUCCCCACCAGCUGCCCCCCUGCGUCUUUCAGCACAGAACAGAGGUUUCAGAGGCAGCUGUCGGAGCCCUGCUUGUCCUUCCUCCCUCCUGAGACUCCUCUGAACUCUCCGUACCAACCCUCGAGCCGUGAUGGCCGCCCUCUGUACCAGCGCCACCUCUCAGAGCCUCUGGUCCCUCAGAGAGUGUUCAAGCAGGAGCUGGUGGACCCUCGGUACCCAGAGCCGGGACCCCAGAACUCUUUCAAUCACGUGACCAUCAAGCAGGAGCCGCGAGACUACGCCUUCGACUCAGAGGUUCAGCCCUGCCAGUCGUCGUUUGGGAAGUCUCCAGUCUUGUACCAGAAUAACAAUGUUGGGUUUGGUGCUGACAGAGAGCAACACCUGUACUAUGACGACACCUGUGUGGUGCCGGACAGACUGGAAG